Messenger RNA from Scheffersomyces amazonensis, 2493 nucleotides. RefSeq lists its product as uncharacterized. Gene Ontology annotation, cellular component: cytosol. The transcript has a single exon. The record is from RefSeq and is a predicted model, not a curated record. Lineage: Eukaryota; Fungi; Ascomycota; Pichiomycetes; Serinales; Debaryomycetaceae. Gene Ontology annotation, molecular function: telomeric repeat DNA binding; Hsp90 protein binding. Bases 1 to 2493 code for a protein of 830 amino acids. Gene Ontology annotation, biological process: protein stabilization; telomere maintenance via telomerase.
AUGACAGACGAUUUAAUAUGGACUGAAAGGAUUAAUUCCUUAAAGAAUCAACCUAGUGAGAAUGAAAUUAGAGUUAUAAUUAAUGAAAUAUAUCAAAAUCCCUCAGAAAAUGCAAUUUUUCAUCUCAUUACUACUAUAUUGAAUAUAACUAUUCCUCAAUCAUUUCAAUCUAUAUCUGAUUCUUUAAAGGAAAUUAUUAUUGAACUCUUUCGUUCACUUGUUGGAUUAGGUAAUUUAAUUACUAAGAUUUCUCAAUGUGCUAAAUCUCCUCAAUUGAAAGAUAUACUUUCUACUUAUAUGUAUAUAUUAGAUCGAGUAUUUGAUAUUGAUCUAGUAGUUAAAUUAGUUAAACAAAGUACUAAAUCAGUUGAAAUUAAAGAAAUCGAUAGAUUAAUAUUUAAGGGGAAAAUAUUUGGAAUUUUAAAUGAAAUAUAUCUUGAAUUUUCAAUAGAAACUACUAAUAGUAUAUUUAAGAAUUCUGAUAGUUAUGCUUCUUAUUUAAGUUCUAUUAUAUUACAAUUGUAUCAUACUAAUUAUGAAGAUAUUCCAACAAUUAAUAUGUUCAUAUUUUCAUUAAUAAGUUUAGGAAAUAAUAGUACUGAAUUAUUAUUUGAUACUAUAUUUAAUCAACAAGAUUGGCAAUACUUUAUGUUAUCUUUCAAUAUGUUUAAAAGUUAUCAAAAGAAAGAAAUAGUUAAUAAAUUAUUUACUAAUUAUUUAAAUAAUAGAUUCUUAAACCAUUAUGAUAUACAGACUAUAUCUGCCUUAUUUACUAUACUUGAAUUUACUAAUGAAUAUUUUGAUUUUAGAAGUAUUGAAAGAAUUAUUUUAUCGCAUAAUCAAUCAUUAAAUACUUUAGUUUCAUUAAUUAUUGCCAGAAAACCCAUUGAAAAAUUGAAUGAAAUCACUUAUUCAUUAUUAAAUACUUGGUCGGAUGAAAGUGUCAUAAAGACUCAACCAAUUGUUCAACAAGAGAAUUAUACUCAUUUUUUAAUUGAUGUAUUAAGAAGGAGGAAAGGUACAAAAUUUAUAGAAGAUUUAAUGAAAAAUUCAAUAUUCCUUGAUGCUAUAACCAAAAGAUUGGAAUCUUAUUCGACUAAUGUCAAAUCUCUAGGGGUAAUUCUUGCCAAUAAAGUUUGUGAAUUUAGUGGUAAAGAUAAGAUAUUUGAUGAAGAAUCUAUUAUGGAUUCAUAUUUGCUUUUGCUUGAAGAACCAAAGGAGCCAUUAGUGUUAGGAUAUGAUGAAUCAUGGAGGAUAUUAUUUAAACCCCUGGUUGAAGAGCCACCCACUGAAUCAAAAGCUUUAAACAACUCAAUAGUCCCUAUUCCAAAAGCUUCAUUACAGGUAGAUAGUGAUGAUGAUGAUGAUACCAUUGGUCCUAAAGUUCGUGUACCACGACCAGUCUACAUUAAGGAUCUUUUAAAAUAUAUAAGUGUAGAUACCAGUAAAAAGGAAGCAUAUGAUAAGAGAAGAAUAGCACUAACAGUGGGUCCUACACUUAUACGUCAGAAGAUUAAUUUUGGUAAUGAAGUAGGAUUCCAUGCGGAAGAAUUAAUAACUCAAUUAUUAGCUAUGAGUAAUCAUUUUGAUGAAUCUGAUUUUGAUGUACUUCGAUUAAAUUGUUUAAUUGCCGUUCUAGUGGCUUCACCAGAAAGUACUUUACAUAUUUGUGAGUUAUUACUGAAUGGAGAUUAUUCUUUACAACAACGUAUGAUAAUAUUAUCAUCUAUUUCACUUGCUGCUAGAGAUUUAAGAGGUUUUAGUGAUGAAGUAGUUACAAGCUCAUAUUCUUCAACAAAGUUUCCUACUAAACAAUUACCCCCUAACUUACAUAAAGCUUUUACAGAAAUUGAUAAUCAACCCAGUAUUAUAACUAGUCUUCAACAUUCUAUUCAAGAUGAUUUAAUGUCCAGUGUUUCAGAAGUUCAACUGGAUAAAAUUGCUGAAGGAAUGAAAGUGUUAAGAGUAUCAAAGUCAUUAAAUCCUAAGAAAGUCAUGCAAGAUAUACCAAGACGUCAAGAUUUUUAUAAAUUAAUUGGUGCAAAGUUUUUCUUUCCAUUAUUACAUGUAUGGUAUGAUGUUGGAGAAAUUGAUAUUGGACAUUAUUCAACAAUUUUCAUUGGUCAUUAUAUCAAUACAUUAACAUUAUUAUUACAAUGUGCAUACCCAUCUGCCAUAAACAUUCAAGAUAUGAGUACAGAAUUAUUUCAAUUAGUAUUGCCAAUUACAAGAACAGUUAAAUUAGAAGAAGUUCAGGUUAUAGAAAGUAUAAUUACUGCAGUAUUUUUUAUUUGUGAUAUUACUGAUGAAGAAUAUUUGAUUCAACAAUUUGAAUAUGGAAUUACUCGAAUUCAAAGUUGGUUAUCACAAAUUUGGGAUAAUAUAAUUGAUUCCAAAUUAAAAAGUUUAUGUGCUGGUUUAUUAUUACGAGUCAAUGAUUUAUUAGAACGAUUCGAAAGAACAAUUUUAACUGGAGUAAAUAGUAUGUAUUAA